AUGGAGGGAGACCCCGGUCGUCCGUUGAAAGUAGGCUUGAUUGGUGGUUCGGGACUGAACAACCCCGUGCUGUUUGACGUGGAAAGAACCGAGGAGGUGACGACUGCAUACGGGGAGCCGUCGAGCCAUCUGGUGCACGGCUUCAUUUGUGACGUUCCUUGCGUAUUUCUUUCUCGUCACGGCCGGAACCACGACGUAAUGCCAACGAACGUCAACAAUCGCGCCAACAUCAGGGCGCUGCGGGACGCCGGCUGCACGCACGUGCUUGCCGCCACGUGCUGUGGCUCGCUGCGGGAAGAACUCCGGCCCGGGGACCUGGUCCUACUGGACCAGUUCAUCGACAGGACGACGAAGCGAGUGCAGACCUUUUUCGACGGCGAGGUCGGGUCGCCGCCGGGCAUUUGUCACCUGCCGUUGGAGACGCCGUUUUGUGAGCACACGCGACUGCUGGUGCUGGACGUGGUCAAGGAGAAGCUUGGGUGGGACUUGGGGCGGAAGGACGGUGCUGGUGAUGACGACGAUAAGACGCAUUUUGUGAUGCAUGAAAAGGGGACGGUGAUCACUGUGGAAGGGCCGAGGUUCUCCACCAAGGCCGAGAGCAACAUGUUUCGUCUCUGGGGUGCUGAUGUCAUCAACAUGACCACUGUCCCAGAGGUGGUCCUUGCAAAAGAAGCGGGCUUGAGUUACGUGAGCAUCGCAAGCGUCACGGAUUAUGACUGCUGGAGGCCACAAUCAGACCAUAGCCCUGUGCACUUGCAGCUUGUUUUGGAGAACUUGAAAACUGGUGCUGAGAGACUGCUGAAACUUUUUAAAGAAGUUGUGCCAGCAAUUGCUCAACGUGACUGGAAAGACGUCGUUGCUGCAAAUGAGGUUAGAAUAAAGUGUAACCCGGACGAUACCAUUGGGGACUUGAAGAAGCUGAUCGCUGCCCAAACGGGCACACGUUGGGACAAAAUCGUGUUGAAAAAGUGGUACACCAUUUUCAAGGACCACAUCACCCUGGAAGACUAUGAGAUUCACGACGGGAUGAAUUUGGAGUUGUACUACCAAGUAAUCGUUGAUGAGAUGAGUGACAGUGCGGAAGUUGGAGAGGAGCAGGUGGGAGAUGUCGUUCGAGAAGGUGGACCACUGCCCGGAGUGACGUACCCCAUGCAAAUUACCUAUUGUGGCAACUGCAGCAUGCCAGUUGAAUACUGUGAAUUUUACCCGGAUUACGAGAAAUGCAAAGCAUGGCUGGAGAAGAAUUUGCCGGAUGAGUUCGAGCGUGCAACUCGCAUCGAUGAUAAAGACGAUUCCGACGAGAAGAAGCGGCAGAAAAGAGGCGGCAAGGGCCUAGUGAAGGCGAAGAAGAAGCAGGAAAUCGCCAAGUCUGUCCGUGUGUCGAGAGCGCCGCGUGGAAAGAAAAAAUCCGUGACGAUAGUCAGCGGCCUGUCGACAUUCGGCAUCGACUUGAAAGAUGCAUCCAAGUUCUUUGCCAACAAAUUCUCCUGCGGGUCCAGCGUCACUGGUGACGACGAGAUUGUCAUCCAAGGUGACGUCAAGGACGACCUCAUUGACAUUCUCCCGGAAAAGUGGCCCGAUAUUGAAGAAAGCUUGAUUGAAGACCUCGGUGACCAGAAGCGUUGAGCUUGUGAUGCCUGUGACGUGUGUUCCCACUGAUGGGAUUUUCCUCUUUUUUUGUUCAUUUCCUGAUGUGCUGUUGCCUGCGGUGCGCGAAUAAAACACUGAGGGUCAUAUCACAGUAGAGCGAGUAUCAAAAGAGCGAGUGCUGAGGAGAAAAAAAGACUUGGCCUGACCUCACGUAAUUUUUGAGCGCUGCUGUCCCAACAGAAAGCCGUUGCAUUGCACAAAAAUCAUGCUCAGCAUUGAAAGAACAUCUAGUCUCACGAGAAGAGCAAGUUUCAACAUUUCAACCGAGCCCGAAACCUUUGCUGUUUUGAUAUUUGCUCUUCUGAUGUUCACUCAAUGUCGUAAAAAUUUGCGAAACGGUGGCAAACAAACAAACAAAAUUUGCCGUGAA
Notodromas monacha is the source of this 2020-nucleotide messenger RNA. The record is from the annotation of a GenBank genome assembly. Lineage: Eukaryota; Metazoa; Arthropoda; Ostracoda; Podocopida; Cyprididae.